AUGCAACUCCUCGCUGCUACAGCCGUCAGCUCAAUGCUAGUCGGCGUUUCUCAAGCAUCGUUGUACCCCGGACAGAGCAAUUUUAACCAUACGUGCGCAUUGCAGACCCCCUUCCUAUCCUGUUCCGCAAAUGCGUACCCAAACAUCACCGAUUCGUGCUGUACCGAAACAUAUGGCGGGCUUGUUCUCAGCACGCAGCUCUGGAAUACCUACACAGGACUCGAAUCGCAAGGACAAGUUCUCCCAAAGGACUCAUGGUCGUUACACGGUCUGUGGCCUGAUUUCUGCAAUGGAUCCUAUACACAAUACUGUGAUCUAAGCCGACAAUAUGAUCCCCUCCCCUCGCCGAACACCACAACCGGCACUCCUUCCGGAACUCCCAUAAAACCCUACAACGGCAGCAGCAUCUCCACAUUUCUCGCGCCCUUCGGCAAAUUCGACCUCCUCGCAUACAUGAACAAAUUCUGGAUAGCGCAGGCACAACCAAAUGGUGAUUUCUGGGGCCACGAGUUCAGCAAACACGGUACAUGCUACAGUACAUUCAACCUUCCAUGUUACGGACCCAUGUAUCGCAAACACGAAGAAGUGAUUGAUUUCUUCGAGACCGCCAUCUCCUACUACGAGACGUUGCCUACGUGGACUUGGCUCGGUGCUCAGGGCAUCUAUCCUUCGAACUCCACGACUUAUUCUUUGAUCGAUUUCCAGAGCGCUUUGGUAAAGGGAUUUGGCGCGCUGCCGUAUAUUGCUUGUUCGGGGCCGAAAUAUAAUGCUACGGCUGCGGGUAAUGGGACGCUGGAUAAUGGCGGUACGGUUUUGAGUGAGGUGUGGUAUUAUCACCAUGUUUUGGGGAGGGUGCAGGCGAGACAUGGGGUUCCAAUUAAUGCGAGUAUUAAUGGGGGAAGUGUAGGGAAUUGUGCGAAAGCGAAGGGUGCAUUGAAGUAUCCAGUUAGGACGGUGGGGAGUGAGGUUUAG
Messenger RNA from Lachnellula hyalina, 972 nucleotides. RefSeq names its product Ribonuclease T2-like 1-A (gene RNY1-A). Bases 1 to 972 code for a protein of 323 amino acids. The transcript is spliced from 3 exons. Gene Ontology annotation, cellular component: extracellular region. Gene Ontology annotation, biological process: RNA catabolic process. Lineage: Eukaryota; Fungi; Ascomycota; Leotiomycetes; Helotiales; Lachnaceae. Gene Ontology annotation, molecular function: RNA binding; ribonuclease T2 activity. The record is from RefSeq and is a predicted model, not a curated record.